Messenger RNA from Trichosporon asahii var. asahii CBS 2479, 1992 nucleotides. RefSeq lists its product as uncharacterized. NCBI's taxonomy places the organism in Eukaryota, Fungi, Basidiomycota, Tremellomycetes, Trichosporonales, Trichosporonaceae. Bases 1 to 1992 code for a protein of 663 amino acids. The transcript has a single exon. The record is from RefSeq and is a predicted model, not a curated record.
AUGAAGACGACCCAAGCGAUGCUCUUGCUCGCCUUCCUCGGCGCUACCGCCGCCGAGAUCCCGACCUUCACCUUCCAGGGCACGACAACCUUCCCGAGGAAGAUGGGAGCGGACAUUGCAGCAUCCCAGUUCGUCGACGAGACGGGCACAUACCGCUUCAUCUCCUCCGUCGCAAGCUAUGCGCAGUACGACGACGGCACCAGCUACACACGCACCUUCACAGGUAACAACUUCGGCCACCUGUCCGACAAGUGGGGCACGGACGAGACGAGCAUGGUCGACUACAACAGCUACUGGGACAAGCCUGGCUCGAUGUGCUAUCGCCUCGACGAGCGGGAGGUCAACCCCAUGCCUUCCCUGUAUCAGGACGACCACUGCGAUGUGAUCGGCGUUUGGAUCGAUCCAGCCACGAAGGAGUGGUACGGCGGCGUGAACGAUGAGUACCAGUUCGACCCCUGGAACCACGGCGAGGUGACGCAGAAUGCACGCAUCAAGACGGGACGACACAACAACCGCCUCCUCCUCGCCAGGUCGGGCGACCAGGGGAAGACGUGGGCCGUGGUCGACCAGAUCGUGACCGACCCGUACCAGCCGAACCAGACCAUCACGCCAGAGCUGUUCCCGAACGCGACCUACUCUUGGGGCCUGAGCGGGGUGAGGUUCUACCCCGACUACAUCUCUGGAUACGCGUACCUGCUGUACAACCACCAGUUCCGCACCAAGAACGGCGACAAGACUCUCCUGGGCUACUUCAGCAUGGCGCGGACUGAGAUGGCCUCCGGUCUCACGGGAUGGAAGAAGUGGUACGGAGGCAAGUGGGAGGAGCCCGGAGUCGGCGGCCGAGACGGAUUCAUCGGCGAGCCUUUGGGAUUCAACGUCGUCUACGACCCGAAGACGGACUACCUCGCCUUCGAGGGCAAGGGCGCCGACGGUUCCGACGUCGUCUACCAGAACGAGAUCUUCACGGCCGCUUCAGGGUUCAAGUUCCGCGACCUCGACGGGACCGAGUACCACGUCUCGACGGCUUCCAAGCCACACAGCAUCACGCGCGACGGCUCUCAGGUCGACAAGGUGACCUACCUCGACCCGGUCGUGAACCGCACCAUCCUGGCGACGAUUGGCGUGACGGGCGAGAUGGUCUUCAACGCGACGGACGCCGACGGCGCCUCCAUCGGCUGGGUCCCCACCAAGGGUUUGAACAUCUUCAAGUCGCCCGAGUGGAGGGUGUACGUUCCCCCGAAGCCGCUCAACCAGGCCGGGUUUACGUACCACGUCCCGAGCAGCCAAUACCUCGCGAACGGGUACGAACUGCCCAUCAGCGCGACGCAUGACCUUGGAGACCCGAGCAGCUGGCGUCCCGUGGGGAAGCAGACGGAGGACAUGCUCGCGCAUGCGUCGUACCUGUCCGUCCUGGACACGGGCAGUCUGACGAACCAGUUCGUCACGGGCCGCACGCUGUCUCUCAUCUCCGACCUCCGCGUCACGGAGGAUCGGUACACGGCGCCUGCGGACAACGCAUACCUCCCCGACUUCUACCCUCCUGACGCCGAGGGCAAGCCUCUCACUGAGGCCACGUACAAUGUCUCGAUUGGCGACAAGGCGCUAGGCCGCUUCACCCUCGAGUGGGUGAAGGACACGUACAAUGGCGCGUACACUGGCUUCUUCCGGCUCAAGGGAGAGAAGGGGUACCUCAAGACCGACGGCAGUGUUGCCGACACGAGGAAGUGGGGCGCGCCGCUUGUGACCGGAGCUAAGGGACCUGACUUUGAUCCGAAGGGAAAUGGCGGCCACGGCAGCCCGUACGGCUCCGACGUGUGGUUCCUUAUCCCGUUCACCGGAGAGAGGACGAGCCUCGACGACACGCAGGGAUACAAGCUUGCCCACCGUGCGAGUCACAACGUGGCCACGAAUGGCGCCAGCGGGGCGGAGCUGCAGUCGAACCAGCGCGCGACUAACGAGGCGACCAAGGUCUCGUUUGCGCUUGUGAAAUGA